AUGAAACUACUAGUUGUUGUGAUGGUAGCAGUGACGGCCGUCAUGGCCAACAGUCAUCACGACUACACAGAUGCUUCUAAAUUCGCCGACUACCUGAAGGAUAUACGAAAGAGCCACGAGUUUGCCCAUAUGGACGCAACUGAACAGGCCCUUUACCAGCAACUGAUCCAGGCUGCCGAGCAGGGCAGUGCCUCCCUCACAUCCUUCAUCUCAGCUCAGACUUUCGCUAACAUCAUCCGCCUCAUUGAUCAUUUGGACAAGGACGACAUUCCCCACUUUGAAGGUUACCUUGAGGCUGUAAGUAGCAAGCUGCUUGUUCCUCUCGCCAUCACAUCUGCAGCAAGCCCCAACAACCGUAGUUAUCAACUAAAGACAAUGAAAGAUGUUUUUUCUUUCCUUGAUCAGAAGCGACAGAGUGGCUCCGACCUGUUUAGCUUCCUGAGAGAACUUCACCUUGCACACAAGAUUGAGGAUGAUCUCUCUCACGCUGACAUGCGGGUUUUCUUGGAGAUCUUGUACGCUGCUGAACACAAUACCCUCACCCAGUACAUUGACCAGAAGGGCUACGCAGCCGUCCUGGACCUUAUGUCACAAAUUGAAGACGAUCAGGUUCAUGGCUUCGAUCAGCUGCUCAUUAGGCAUCUCGAGCAUGAGGCUGCAAUGUCGCAAACUACCGUUGGCACCAUCGUUGUCAGCACCCCUGCUCCAGUGAUGACCACCCCUGCUCCAAUGAUGUCCACCGCUGCUCCAGUGAUGACCACCGCUGCUCCAAUGAUGUCCACCGCUGCUCCAGUCGUUGCCAGCACAGUCAUGGGCUGAACGAGCCGGCUGUUUAGUUUGCCGGCAUCCCCAAACUGCCGGUAUACCCAUUGCCUGAAUAAAGUUUGUAGAUUCUGUA
This is a messenger RNA of Haliotis rubra (blacklip abalone), 898 nucleotides long. RefSeq lists its product as uncharacterized. The record is from RefSeq and is a predicted model, not a curated record. Bases 1 to 819 code for a protein of 272 amino acids. Lineage: Eukaryota; Metazoa; Mollusca; Gastropoda; Lepetellida; Haliotidae. The transcript is spliced from 7 exons.